Messenger RNA from Syngnathus typhle (broad-nosed pipefish), 14567 nucleotides. It is a transcript of the gene fat2, whose product is annotated as FAT atypical cadherin 2. Gene Ontology annotation, cellular component: plasma membrane. Gene Ontology annotation, biological process: homophilic cell-cell adhesion. Lineage: Eukaryota; Metazoa; Chordata; Actinopteri; Syngnathiformes; Syngnathidae. The transcript is spliced from 28 exons. Gene Ontology annotation, molecular function: calcium ion binding. The record is from RefSeq and is a predicted model, not a curated record. Bases 240 to 13232 code for a protein of 4330 amino acids.
CGUCUUGCAUUGUACGUGAAGCAAGUCAGAAGUUGCCUCAAGCCGAGACAAGUAGUUCCACAUUAAUUUUCUAAGCACCUAUUUAUCAUUACUUUAUUUAUAUCUAUUUUGUUGCAGUGGAUUCAACAUCAACAAACCAAACAUGGGACUAAAUCACUUACACUGGAUUUUGCAAGUUCCUGAGGUGUGAGGACGACAUUGACGUCAGACAACAGAGGAUCAAAAAGCUACUUCAAAAAAUGGCUGCAUCACUACUUGCUAACUGGCUGAUAUUAGCCACAAUUCUGCUAAAUUCAGCACCAUGUGAUGGAACAGUGGCGGAACUCAAAGCUGGAUCUCCACUGAGAUUCACGCACCAUCUCUACAACACCACCAUCGACGAGAACUCCGGUGCAGGAUCGUACGUCGAGACUCCAGUGAAGAUGGGCUUGGAGAUGGUGGAUACAUUCUGGGAAAUCAAAUAUCUGAUCGUUUCCGGGGACGACGGCGGCUAUUUCCAAGCGGAGGAUGUCAGAGUAGGAGAUUUUUGUUUCCUGAGGAUCAAAACUCAACAUGUGGCACUUUUAAACAGGGAAGUGAGGGAUACUUAUACACUGACGGUGAAGGCCACAGAGAGCACUCAGGAACUCCAAGCAAAGACCAAAGUCUUUCUUCAGAUCCUGGACACAAACGACCUCAAGCCUCUUUUCGACCCAUCCUCCUAUAGCGUGGCCAUCUCAGAAGACACGCCACUCCAGACCAUUCUGACCAGGGUUAGCGCGGCGGACGCUGAUAUGGGCAGUAACGCCGAGUUCUAUUACUCAUUCACCAUCAAAUCCCAUCCGUUUGUUGUGGAUCCUUUCAGCGGAAUCAUCAGUCUGUUGAAGAAACUCAAUCACACCCGCAGCGAGCGAUACGAGCUCACCGUGUUAGCUGAGGACAGAACCAAGAGGAUCUCAGGGGUUCAGAAAUACGGCAAUGUCGCCAAGGUGAGCGUGAAAGUACAAAAAGCUGCCGCGGCUUCUCCGGUGAUCAAACCUCCUGCCGAGCCAUUGGUCUCUGCAGACGGCAUGGUGACAAUCAACGUCCACGUCGAGGCAGGCCUCAAGCCCGUCAAUUCUCUUCGAAUCGUUGGCGGUGAUCCUCACAAAAACUUUGAGGUCAUCCCUGACGGAUUGCAGGGGAAUGACUUCCAAAUAGUCUCCACCAAGAAGAUCCUCUGGUCACAAAGUCCCUUUGGGCAUAAUCUGUCCUUACAAGCUCAAGACAUCAGUUCCCCUGGUUUGAUGUCUUCCGUUGCUAAGAUCCACAUUCCUGCCUUUCAUUACCGACCAAUGUCGUUCGUGGAAGACACCUACGUUGUUGUCAUCAGUGAGAUGUCUCCCCCGAAAACCUUUGUUGCAAAGGUGUCAGUUAAUUUCGGCAAUGUGACAUACAGUGUUAAAACAAAUGCAGACAGCUCUAAAUUUAAGAUAAAUCCCAAAAGCGGGAUCAUCAUCACCAGGGAGAUGUUUGACUACGAGGGUCAGAAACACUACGAAUUUGACAUACUAGCUAACGGAGGCGAGGCUAAGGCUCACGUUGUGGUCAAGAUUGCAGACGAGAAUGACAAUAGUCCAGAGUUCACACAGUCCUCCUAUCAGGCUACAGUGGAUGAAAAUAGCCCCAUCGGCAGCAGCCUUUUGAAAAUAAAAGCAACAGACAAGGAUGAGGGGAAACACAGCUUUGUGACUUACACCAUUACCAAUGCAGACCACCUGCCAUUCGCAAUAGACCCCUUUACGGGUGUCAUCUUCACUACAGGACACAUGGACUUUGAGCUAAUGAAGCGUUGGUACCACCUGAGGGUUUGGGCUUCAGACAGUGGCGAGCCAUUCAGUCGGGUCAGCGAGUGUGCCGUGACAAUCACCCUCAAUAAUGUUAACGACAACGUGCCUCUUUUUGAGACAGUGGGCUGCAACGUCACAGUACCCCCAGAUCUUGCCAUUGGCCAUGUGGUUGUGGAGCUGUCGGCUAUUGACUUGGAUGAGCUGCAGCAGCUGCGCUAUUUCAUUGAGUCGGGCAAUGAGCUCCAGAUAUUUGCCAUUGACUCUGUUUCGGGUGAGGUCAACCUGAAGCAUACAAUCCCACCGGGUGUAUAUUCAUUCGAUUUGGGAGUUGUGGCCUUUGACGGGGAGCACCGUUCAGAGGCAUCAGUUGUGCGGGUGACAGUCACCAGCUCGGGCGAUGAGCCGACAGUUCGCUGUCAGGAAACAUUAAUUUUCAAACAGCUCACAGACAAACUGAUAGAGUCAAUCAAACCCAUCUGGACUGAAUAUGUGGAGGAUACAUCAUCUGAUAUCUACAUCACUAACAGACACCCUCCAAUGUUUGAUGCUGGCCUUCCCAGCUUUCUGGAUCUCUCUGAGGACUACCCGCUGAACUCUACCGUGGUCCGCUUGGAUGCAUCAGACCACGAUACAGGUUUUAAUGGGAUGCUUGCGUACGCCAUCACUGGUGGGAACGAGGAUGGCUGCUUUGCUGUAGACACCUUCUCCGGGGAUCUUCGUCUAGUUUGUCGGCUCGACCAAGAGAGUAGAGAGUUCUACAUUCUGAACAUCACUGCCUAUGAUCUGGGAUCCCCGCAAAGAUCAGUGUGGAAGUUUCUCGCAGUGAAUGUGUUGGACGUCAACGACAACCCGCCUCUUUUCGAUCAACUUAGACAUGUGAUUCGAAUCCCUGAAAACAUCAAAGUAGACUCCGUCAUUUUCAGAGCCCAUGCAACUGAUUCUGACAAAGAUGCAAGCGGGAAAAUCAAGUACAGCCUUCUGACAACUACCGACAGAUUUCAGAUUGAUGAUGUCACAGGCGAGGUGGUGGUCAGAGCUCCUCUGGAUCGAGAAGUCUCACCCAGGCAUGACCUCUGGAUUGAAGCCAGGGAUCAGUCCAAAUUCUUUCCCCCGUUGUCUGCCACCCUCCACCUUAUAGUAGUGCUUCAGGACGUCAACGACAACCCGCCAACCUUUCUAACAAAGAUCUACAGAGUCAAAGUUCCUGAGGAUUUACCAUUGGGAACUUUACUGGUGUGGGUAGAGAGUGUGGACCAUGAUCUGGGUGCCGGUGGCCUCAUCUCGUACAACCUUAAGAACACAGAGGGUGGGAUCUUUGGCCUAGACUCCUCCACCGGUGCCUUGACUCUAGAGAGGGAGCUGGACUUUGAGCAAACGCCACUAUACAACUUUACUGUUCGCGCCGUUGACCACGGCCUCCCGCGAUCCCUAUCGUCGUCCUGCAUCGUGGAGAUCCAGGUCUUAGAUGUAAAUGAGAACCUCCACCGGCCUCUUUUCUCUGAGUUUGUGUUUGAGGCCAUGGUGAUGGAGGACGCAGUGGAGGGUACAUCAGUGCUCACAGUGACGGCCACGGACAAGGACGUGGGUGAAGACGGCGUCAUCCGGUACCACAUCCACGACGGUUCUGGUCUCGGAGUGUUCGUCAUUGACGAGGAAACAGGGGUGAUCCGGACCACUCGGCCGCUGGACCGGGAAAAGGUUUACCACUACUGGCUCUCUGUGAUGGCCACUGACCUUGGGACUGAGCCCCUGGCCUCGUGGACGCACAUCUACGUAGACGUGCUGGACAUCAACGACAACGCUCCGGAGCUUUCCCAGCCUGUCUACUUUGCGACCGUCCCGGAGAAUAUAGAUGCUGUCACGUCUGUCGUCCUGGUGGCAGCCUCAGAUGCUGACGCAUCAUCGCAAGGACAGCUUUCAUUCCACAUGUCAGAGUCUCAUCGGACGUACUUUGAUGUUGAUCGCCAAACAGGUGUCAUCAGCACAGUGGCUGCGUUGGAUCGUGAGGAUAAAGCUGAGCACAGUAUUGAAGUCAUAGUGUCCGACAAUGGCUCCCCGUCUUUGCACUCCACCGCAACGGUGGUGAUUCGUGUGCUGGACGACAACGACAACUGGCCCAAGUUCACAGACAAACUUUUCCACGUCAAACUGCCCGCCCAGCUUCAACAAGACGGCCAUCUGGAAGUCUGCCGAAUGAUCGCCCAUGACGACGACGAGGGCUCCAACGCCGAUGUUACGUACACGCUACAGGACGACCACGAUGGCAGUUUCCAAAUUGAUCCAUUGACGGGUGUGGUGACAUCACUUGGAGACUUCUGGCCCGGGAAUUACACCAUUCUCACGAUUAAAGCCAUGGACGCGGGGAGCCCAUCACUGUCCUCUGCAGCAAGGCUGGACAUCGAGUGGGUUUCGCCCGAGUCGCCUCCCGACGAGCCAAUUGCCUUUGAUGAGGCUCACUUCACCUUUGCUGUCAUGGAAACGGAACCCGUAACUCACAUGGUGGGCAUCAUCAUGACUGAGACAUACCGGCUGCGCUGGUUUCACAUCGUAGGUGGAGAUGAGGAAAAGGACUUUGACAUCCAGAGGAACUCGGGCACCAUCUCUAUCGCCCGCCGACUGGAUGCCGCCCGUCGCUCAAACUACAACCUGACAGUGCAGGUCACCAACGGCCACCACAGCUCCACUGUGCAGGCCUACAUCCGUGUUCUGGACAUGAAUGAACAUCGGCCCGUCUUCUUCAAGACUCUCUAUGAGGUGAGGGUGCCUGAGGACACGCCAGCCUGGAAGGACAUCCUACACAUAGGGGCACACGAUGAUGACGCCAACAGCAAGCUGGUCUUCUCAAUUCACAACAGCGUGCAUCCCAACAGCUACAAACUCUUCCAUCUGGAUCCCAAGAGCGGUGUCCUGGCCACCACAGACAAACUGGACUACGAGACCAUCUUGCAGCACACGCUUGUUGUCAUGGUGCGUGACCAGGAGAUACCAGUCAAGAGGAAUUUUGCCAAAGUGAUAGUGCAUGUGGAGGACUGCAAUGACCAUGCACCUGCCUUCCUGCACACGCGCUAUGAGGCAGCUGUGUCUAAUGUGUCCCCUGUCGGCUACGAGGUGGUGCGUGUCAAGGCCCUGGAUGGUGACGCAGGCAGCAAUGCCAACAUUGCGUACUCCCUGCAUUCCGGCAACAUCAACAACAUAUUCUUCAUCGAUCAAAUCCUGGGCUCCAUCAGCGUGUCCAAACCUUUGGACCUGCAGCAGCAGGACCCUUUCCACCUCACGGUGAAGGCCACUGAUCAGGGCUUUCCUCAACGCAGCGACAUCUGCUCUGUCCACGUUCAUGUCCGCAUCUCUGACCACACCCCACCAGUCUUCCAUGAUGAUGAAUAUCUUGCAGAAAUCAGCGAGCAGAGUGUUUCAGGGACACCGGUGGUCACCAUCUCGGCCUCCAGUCCAGCUGCAAUAAGUUACGGUAUCGAAAGUGGCAACCAAGACGGAACAUUUCACAUCAACCGAUACACUGGGAUGAUCACAAUACAAAAUCAUCUGGAUUUUGAGACGUGUGCCUCCUACACGCUUAACGUUUUGGCAUCCACUAGUUCUGGAGCUGUGUCAAAGACAGCAGUUUACAUCUAUGUAAUCGAUGAGAACGAUAACACUCCUAUUUUUGCACAAAGCGAGUACACCGGACAAAUAAGUGAAGCGGAACACAUCAAUAGCCUUGUGAUGUCGGAAGACAACAUGCCUUUGGUUGUCCAGGCUUCGGAUGAGGACCAAGAUGCGAAUGCACUACUUGUCUAUGAGAUCUUAGAAGAGGAGGCCGGAAAAGUGUUCAAGAUCGACAGUAGCACAGGUGCAAUCUCACUAGUGGCGCUGAUAGACUUUGAACGUGAGGCUGAGUAUCACUUCAGCGUGCAGGCGAAAGAUUCUGGGAAACCAUCACUGUACGCUACCCAACCUGUCAAGGUUACUGUGCGUGUCCUGGACGUAAAUGAUGUCCCGCCACGGUUCUCUGCCACUGUAUAUGAGUCGUCCAUCAUCUUUCCGCCGGUCACAGGCACGGAGGUAACAAGGGUGGUGGCUCACGAUGCAGACUCUGCAGUCUCAUACAGCAUUGACAAAGGACAUCUCCAAGAUGUCUUUUCUAUUCAUUCCGCCACUGGAGUCAUCACGGUGAGCAACGUCUUGAAGUUUAAGCCAUUUUACCAAUUAGUAGUUAGCUCCUCAGAUGGGCUUCACAGAGACUCUGCCAUUGUGAGGGUGAAUGUCACUAAUGUCACAGAUAGUGGUCUAAACUUUGAGCAAAACACCUAUUCAGUGAGCGUUUCAGAGAACCUGAACAGCGUGAAAAUGUUAGCAGCGCUCAAACCAACAGGAUGUUACCUAAACGAGCCUCUCUCGUAUUCUCUCUUGAACCCCGUGGGGAGGUUUGCAAUCUCCCGGACAUCCGGUGUCAUGGAGACCACGGGCGUGCCCUUUGACCGCGAGGACACAGACGUCUACAAUGUAGUGGUGAUGUUACAAGAUACAAGAACUCCAUCGAGGACAGCCACCGCUCAGGUGAAAGUCUUUAUCGACGAUGUCAACGACAACCCACCUCUGUUCCUCAACCUCCCGUUCUCAAUGACGAUACCUGAAGAUGUAGAACCGGGAGAUGUUGUGUACCAGGCCAUUGCCAUUGACAGAGAUCUGGGUGAGAACGGAUCCAUUGUGUACUCUCUGGAGGAGGAUUAUGAGCUCUUCAGGAUAGAUCGAAAUAUGGGAGAUGUUUGCCUUCAGAGGCCUUUUGAUUUUGACACCCUAAGCAAAUAUGUCUUGACGAUCCAGGCAAUGGAUGAGGGGGAUCCCGGUCACAUGACACAGGCACAGCUCAGUAUUCAAGUGAGGAACCGGUCUAACCCAAUUUUCCAAACACUUUUAUAUCCUCUGAAAGUCCCAGAAAGUGUCCCCCCCUUCACUACCAUCUUGCACGUGCAGGCCAGGAAUCCUGAAGGCUAUCGCCUGACUUACAACCUAGUGGAGGAAAAUGCUUCCAAGCACUUUCAUAUUGACUUCAAGACGGGUGUGUUGUCAGUCACUACCCCGUUAGACUAUGAGAGCCAGACCCUACAUGUGUUUACUGUGCGAGCCACAGAUUCUGUGAGUGGAGCAUUUUCAGAGGCAUCUAUUGAGGUGGAGGUUGAUGAUGUGAACGAUAACGCCCCCUUUUUCUCCCAGCAAAUAUACACUGCCAACAUUGCGGAGGGGCUUCCUAUUGGCUCCUCAGUACUUCAGCUUUCUGCCUUCGACUUGGACUCUGGCAGAAAUAAAGAUCUGACAUUUCACAUGGCGAGAACAGAAGGCAACAAAACCAAUUUCUUCGACAUAGGCCAACAAAGUGGAUUGAUUUUCUUAAAGCAAGUUCUGGACUAUGAAAGCGUGAAUCACUUCCAGUUGAAAAUUCACGUGGUUGACAAUGGAAGCAUCGCCCUCAGUGGUGAGGCUGUUGUCUUGGUUAAUGUCACUGAUGUCAAUGACAAUCCCCCAGACUUUGUCAGCUCUCAUUUCCAAGCCUCGUUGGACGAAUCUGCAAAGUGUGGCCUCAUUGUAAUAAAAAUUCAAGCGUCCGAUCCAGAUGUCGCAGACACCAACAACCUCAAGUACAAAAUCCUUUCAGGCAAUGAAGACCACUACUUCAACAUUAAUGAAACCUCUGGGAUCAUCUCUUUUGCUAACAUCUGCAAGAGGAACCUGGAUCCGUACUACAACCUGACAGUGGCAGUGUCAGAUGGCGUGUUCCAGAAAAGUGCGCCGGUCAACAUUGACAUGAUCAAUAGCAACAGACACAGCCCAUACUUUCGACAGAGCACGUAUGAAGCGGAACUUACUGAAAAUGCAGAGGCAGGAACCCGUGUGAUCCGCCUUGCCGCCAUUGACCCAGAUGAUGGGCCUUACGGCAGUGUGGACUACACCAUCAUAAACAAGCUGGCGGAUGAGAAGUUCGCCAUUAACGCAAACGGUCAGAUUGUCACCACACAACCGCUAGAUAGAGAAAACCCUGACCAGAGGGUAAUCGCCAUCAAAGUGAUGGCAAAAGAUGGUGGCGGUAAAGUGGCCUUUUGCACAGUCAAGAUCAUACUGGCGGAUGACAACGACAAUGUUCCACAGUUCAAAGCAUCCGAGUACCAGGUUGCUAUUCAGUCGACCGUCAACAAAGGAUCCCCUGUCAUUCAAAUUAUGGCAUAUGAUGCAGACGAUGGUAAAAACGCCGACAUCACCUACACCGUAGAUGAAGGUGAAGGGGCCACAGAGGAUGUGAUUGAGAUCAACCCAUUCACUGGUGUCGUGAGCGUCAAAGAAAGCUUGCUCAGCAUGGAGAAUAGGAUCUUCAACUUCAAGGUAAAGGCUCGCGACGGCAGCUUCCCGUUCUACAACUCCACCGUCCCUGUGCGAGUCAAAGUGCUCCCUCCGGAAAUUCCUCUGCCAAAGUUUGUUGAGCCUCUAUACACCUUCUCAGCUGCUGAGGACACACCUGUUGGGACCGAGAUUGGCUCGGUGAAAGCUGACUCAAACAUGCCGCUCAUUUACAGCCUGGUUGAUGGUAACACAGUGGAGAGCAACAGAGAGAAAGUGUUCAGCUUGGACAAAGAAAGUGGAACGUUGCUACUGGAGAAGACCAUAGACCACGAGAGGACCAAGUGGUAUCAAAUUGACGUGUUGGCUCAGGCCAAUCACAAUGGAACGGACGUGGCCUCAAUGGUGUCGGUCAGUAUCCAGGUACGGGACGUCAAUGACAACCAACCAGUCUUUGACGCCAACCCAUACAAAGCCUACCUGGCAGAGAACAUGCCCAUUGGAACCACUAUCAUUCAGGUGACUGCCAAUGACCCGGACACGGACACCAAUGGUCUGGUCACCUACAGCCUGGAGUCACUACCUGAUGAUGACACCAACGCCACUGACCUGUUCUCCAUCGACGGCGAUACUGGCUGGAUUGUGACUGUGCGAGAGGCUGACUGUGAGGCAUCCAGGCUGCACCGCUUCCACGUGCUGGCCACUGACCAUGGCGGCGAUGCCAAGCUAUCAUCCAGCGUCCUGGUGGAAGUAACAGUGGCAGAUGAAAAUGACAGCCCUCCGGCGUUCACUGAGGAUGCUUACCAUGGCUCGGUGGCAGAGAACAGUUGCCCUGGCGAAGUUAUUGUCUCCAUGACGACCACCGACGCAGACGUGUCGCUGGAGAACCGUCUGGUGACGUGCUAUAUCACAGAUGGCGACCCACUGGGCCAGUUUGCUGUGAUUCAUCAGGACGAGGGUGAAUGGGGUUUGAUCACCAAAGAGUCGCUGGACCGUGAGGCCAACGCCGCCUAUGCGCUCACAAUCACGGCCACGGACGGAAAGUUCCAGACGCCCAUCAACGUGCAUGUGGACGUACUUGACGAUAAUGACAACACACCGCAAUGCCAACAGCUGGUGUAUUCAGAGGCUAUCAUGGAGAAUUCUCCAUCCAGCAUGUUUGUGCUGAAAGUGUUAGCUUUGGAUGCAGAUGAGGGCCUGAAUGCUUUGAUCUCCUUUAGCCUGCAUGGUCCUGAUGCAGACCAGUUUCACCUAGACCACGUCACUGGCGAACUGUUCACCUUGGCUGCGCUGGACCGUGAGUUAUUGUCAGAGUAUAAGAUGGUGGGGCGCGCGACAGACGGCGGCGGGCUGUCUUGCCAAGUGGACAUUUUGCUAACAGUCCAGGACAUGAAUGACAACGCUCCACACUUCUCGUCCAGCCAUUACCAUGUUAGUGUGUACGACAACACUACCAGGAGCACACCCGUUGCAGCUGUAUACGCCCAGGACAAAGACACAGGGCUAAACUCAGAGGUGCGGUAUUCCCUGCUGGCAAACGAUGAUGGUUACUUCUCUCUGGACGAGUUUUCUGGCAUACUGCGUCUGGAGCGGGUGCUCGGCCCUGACACGCCGGCGCGCUUUCAACUAAAAGUGAAGGCAUCAGACGGCGGCCUGCCUCGCCCGCUCCACUCCAUCGCUGCGCUCACGGUGGAUGUAGUGUCUCUGAAUGACUACCGGCCCAUCUUCUCCAGUGCCGAAUACCUGGCCCAGGUCCCCGAGUCACUGUCCGUUGGCUCGCGGGUGAUUAGCGUCUCGGCCCUCGACGGGGACACCUCAGUGGUGUACCGCAUCGCAUCUGGGAACGAGGACGGCCACUUCUUGUUGGACCCCAAAACAGGUGGGCUGACCCUAGCCGCCCCGCUGGACUUCGAGGUGUCUCGGGUGUUUUACCUGUCGGUGGAGGGCAGCCGGGGGAGGUCAUCACUGGCCGAUGUCACCAUUGUGGUGGUCAACGUAAGCGACAUCAACGACAAUGCUCCCAUCUUUUCCCGCGGUGACUACAGUGCUGAGAUAUCUGAAGAGCAAGCCCCAGGAAGCCUGGUGAUCAAGGUUACGGCCAGCGAUCGCGAUGGUCCACCCAGCAACAACCUGCUGCGUUACUCCAUCGUGAGCGGCGACCCUCUGCGCCAAUUUGCCAUUGACCCUCGAAGCGGCGAGAUCAGCGUUUGUGCUGGCCUGGACCGGGAGGAGCAUCCUCAUUACUCCCUGACGGUCCAGGCAGCUGACGAAGGCGAUCCACCACUUUUGUCCGCCGUCCUCGUCACCAUCACUGUUGCCGACGCCAAUGACAAUCCACCUCUUUUCUCCCAGAUCCAGCAGAGUCUCCUGUUACAGGAGAGCGAGGCGGUGGGCAGCGGCAUCCUGCAGCUGCUGGUUACCGAUAAAGACACACCCCGCAAUGGACCACCAUUCUCCUUCCACAUUGUCAGCGGCAACGAGGACCAGCGCUUCCAUGUGGAUCAGGGCGGUCUUCUGUCACUGGCGGCACCGCUCAGGAGGACGAGCCGAACACAACAUCGCCUCAAGAUUCAGGUGACGGACAGCGGCCACCCUCCACUCUCCUCCAUCUGUGUGGUCACCAUCAACGUCACUGAGCAGAGCAAGUACUCACCCUCCGUGGUACCCCUGGAGGUCUUCAUCACCAACGUGGGUGGUUUUUUUGCCAAGCACCUCAUCGGCCGGCUCCAUGCCUCCGACCAGGACCCGCAGGAUGUGCUGGCCUACACGCUGGUCUCCGAGGAGCCCGCCGGGCACCACUUCUCUAUGGACAGGGCCACUGGUAAAAUCUGGGUGGACAAAAGCCUGGAGGAGAGUACCUACGCACUCAACGUCAGCAUAACAGAUGGCAGAUUCAGCAUCUGGACAUUGGUGAAAGUCCACGUCUGGUUGGCCACACAGAGGGCGCUGGACUCCGGCUUGACCUUGCGACUGCCCAUGAUUUCUUCUGAGGAGUUUCUGGCAGAUCACUGGCGAGGCCUUCAGCGCAGCCUGGCUCAAGCUCUGACAUUUCCCCGGCAAGAGCUGCACCUUGCCAGCCUCCAGAUGAUUCCUGACACCCAGGCUUUGGAGGUUCUGCUGGUCUGGAGGCCUCAGAGUGGACUGGUCCAGUCGCUACCAACCAACAGACUAGCAGGCAUCUUGUCAGACAUCGAGGACUCUCUUGGCCUGGAUGUUGUCCAUUUAAGCUACAACGGCUGUCUUGGGACCGGAUGUCCGCCACGGGGAUGUCGAAACACUAUCCACUUACCAGGAGACAUCAUGAACCACUUCAGCACCGCCAGACUGUCCUACAUUACGCCGCAGCACCGCUGGGAAAGCGUCUGUCCCUGUAACGAAUCGGCGCUGGGGUUCAGAGACGAAGCCUUCCUCAAGUACGUCCACGGCAUGGACGAGGACCAGCAGGACUUCACCAUCUCCCUGAGUUUUAGAACCUUCCAGCAAGAUGGUCUCCUUAUGAUGGCCAAUGGUACCGACUGGGGAAGCUUGCAGGUAAAUGGCGGUCAUCUUCACUUCUCCUUCAGCUGUGGCAUCCUGCCUCCCUCCCGCUUGGCCCUAGCCUCCCCUGCAGUGUCCGAUGGUCGCUGGCACCAAGUCCUGCUGGAGGUGAGCGCCGCGUCCUUGAGGCUUACUUUGGACCACCGGGCGCAUGCCUCAACCAGCCUGGCAUCGCCAUGCCGCCUGAUGCGCUCUGGCGGAGUCCUGCUCUUUGCUGGUCACCGAUUCCACGGUUGCCUGGAGCACCUGGAGCUUAACGGGGAGCCAAUUAGAGCGGGUGAUGUGUCGGAAUGGAGCAGUCCGGGAAGGAGGCGGGUCUUUGGAGUCUACGAGUGCUGCGCUCAUGCGGGACCCUGCGACCGUAACGCAUGCCAGAAUGGUGGAGUCUGCCAUGAGGACACCAGUGGAGAGUUGCGCUGCAGGUGUGCAGGCACAUUCCAUGGCUUGCGCUGCGAGCGAGAACACAACCCGUGCACCUCCCAGCCAUGCACCCAUGGUCGCGUGUGUGUGCCUAAGGAGCAAGGAUACAUUUGCAACUGCUCAAUGGAAAAUGCAGACGCACGGUGUCACAACGGCGAGGACGUUUGUUUUCCCAAUCCAUGUCCCAGUGGUUUCCUCUGCCAAGUUUCUUUCGGAUCCUUCCACUGCGACCCUCUACCGCAGGUGUCCCCGGUGGUGGGCUACGUGGAGAUGAUCGAGAUUGGCGCCAGCGUGCUGGGCCUUCUGCUGCUAGUGGCCAUAUUUGUUUGCAUACGCAAGCGCUACGUCCUACAGAGAAAGGACAAGAAGAUGAAGAACGAUUCCAACGGUUACACGGCGUCCACAUUGUGCAAGAGCCCGAAAGCUUGUGAUCAGGACAGCGGCCAUAUGGAGCUCAGCUGCAUGACAUCGCCUGCCAACGACCUUGACCACUCCCCCUUCCGCUCACUGCGUCCUCGCAGCCAAGCGCCUACCGACAAGUCGCAUGGACCGGUGGUCUGCAGCGUGGCUCCCAACCUGCCUGUCAGAACCCCGUCCAGCUCUGACAACGACUCGGUCAAGAAGACUCACUGGGACCUCGACUAUGAAGUUUAUCCGGCUGAUCCCGACUAUUUCGGACGUCCCAUGGCCGCUGCCCAAGAAUUCCCUCAAUUUGACAUUGUGGAAGAUGUUUACUCGACGACAGACUCGCGGCGAAACUCUCGCUUCAGUGGCUUCCCAUUCCCGCUUGAGCGCUCAGAUCGCCGCGCUCCGCUACCGCCGUGUUACAGCAACCAGAACCUGGAGCACUUUUUGGAUGCCGACGGCAUACCCCUUCCGCGAUCACAAUGUCCUGAUGCGUACACAUCCACCAGCUACUACCCGGCGAAGCAUGCGGGCAGCCUGGACGGGCACGCGGCGGGUUACAAACGGCUCAGUGUGCGGCUCAGCGUGGCCGGUUCGUCCUGCACCGAGCAGGCAGCGGUGCCGCCCAACGUUGCCGAACCGCAGACACGCCCCGGCGGGUCCGACCUACGCAGUUGUGACAGCGCCAGCAUGCUAGAGAGCGACUUUGGAAGCUGUGAGGAAGUCAUGUUUUAAGAUGCAGCCAGGCUGACCAACUGUGCAACAUCCCGGUACCUUGCGGAAGAACCCCGAUGUUUCAUUUUGAAACAACCUUUCCUUUGUUGGGCUUUCAGGAUACCGAGCUGACCGUCCAAUGUCUUGUCAAAACUGACAAUAAGUAGACGCUGCCAAGGAGCAGACACUAACAAAGCAGAAACUGACAGGAACUCGACACAAACCGCAAACUGAUGCGAAAUAACAAGAAGUGGACAAUGACUGUAAGUGACGGGAAAUUGAUGCUGACAAGAAGUGGAUACUGACAGAAAGCUGAUACGUACAGGAACUGGAAGUUAAAACUGAAUCUAAGAUCGUAAGAUCGUUCUAAACGCCUCGUCCUUCAUGUCAUCAACAGAGGCCGGAUCCUCUGAACAAGGAACAAAAUGAAUGCCGAAAGGUUUUUCAUGAAGUGUUACAGCUGUCAGGCUUCUUAUUGUGAAAAUCCCAGAUGCACCUCCUAGUCACAUACUAACCCUAACCCUGAACAUAGUGUAAUAAUGUCAAAAUAAGAGCAUCCAUUUUCUUAGCAUGUACUUUUUUAAGGUUUAUUUCUGCUCUUAUUAGUCAGACUGAAAUAGAAGCUUAGAAGAAUUCUAGAUGCACUUCUUGGUCACAUGACGAUUGAAAUGUAACUGAAUUUCCACAGUGCCAAAAAGUGGGCAUCAACUCAAUUUUAUGGUUGCAAUUUCCCUGCAACUGCUUUUACAUUGACAGCCUUAAAUUGGGCCUCAAAUCUGACAGUACUGAAAAUGCAGCCACAAUUUCUAAAUAAGCGGCAACAUUUAUACACAUUCACUACCUUUUACUUUUUUACUGUUCAUUUCUUCUUCCAUUAGUCUGACCGACUCAGUAAAAAUAAAAGGUUCAUUCUUUUAUUUUGAAAUAUGUGCACCGCCAUUGUUUCAUGAUUUUUCAAAAGAAGAGUGCCAAAUAGUGAGCAUAAGCUCACCUUGAUUGUUGUCAUUUCUCCCCAACUACUGGAUGUCUUUCCAUAUUACAAGCAUUGAAUAAAGCCGUACUAUGGACUUCAAAAUAAAAGGACCUUUUCCCCCUUACAUCAACAUUGUUUUAGCACUUCUUUUGGAUGAAAACGUGUUUUGCAACAAUGUGAAAUGUUUUGUGUAUAAAUGUGUAUUGUUCAUGUUCUUGUGUUGAAGUGUGAUGUGCAGUUGUGCUGAAUGUUUAUUUUGUUCCAAUCAAAUGUCACAUAGUUUAUUUUUUUAAUGUUUAUUCGCUGUGAGAUUUUAUUGUGAUGCCAUCUGUAAUGUAUACACCAAAUCUGAAUAUCAAAAUAAAGACAUUACAUCAGACAAA